This is a messenger RNA of Phyllostomus discolor (pale spear-nosed bat), 3297 nucleotides long. It is a transcript of the gene HOOK2, whose product is annotated as hook microtubule tethering protein 2. Lineage: Eukaryota; Metazoa; Chordata; Mammalia; Chiroptera; Phyllostomidae. Gene Ontology annotation, biological process: cytoplasmic microtubule organization; cytoskeleton-dependent intracellular transport. Gene Ontology annotation, cellular component: cytoplasm; centrosome. The record is from RefSeq and is a predicted model, not a curated record. Gene Ontology annotation, molecular function: microtubule binding; dynein light intermediate chain binding.
UCCUUUGAGCGCCCCUCCCCCCGCGCGGUAGACUGCGUUCCUGCGGACUGAGCGCCCCCUGGUGGGCCCUGGGGAAAAGAGAGGCCUGGUCCGGGUUCUGAGCCCGAGGACUCCUGCUCCGGGCUUCAGGAGGGGAAGGCGCGGGAAAGCCCAAGUGGAGGACCGAUCCAGGCUGGGCAAAUGUGUCUGUCCAUCACCCAGGACAAAUGUCUGACUGAAUAAUCCAGCCUUCGACCUAAGACCUCACUCAUGUCCCCUGUCUACCCGGGAGCAAGACUCCCAAGUCACCUCCACCAGGAAGAUAGAGCCCAUUAGGAUCCCCCCUCCAAAUUCAAAGGAUGUGUAACGGCCUUUCCCUCCCUGGCGCAGAUAAAGUGUCCGAUUAUAAAGGGAUUAAACAGCAGAGUUUCUUUCAGCCUAUACUACAGAGUGGGGUAGUUCCGGCUCACAAGAUGAAGAAUGAUCCUGAGAUCUUUGCUACUCUCCAAAAGAACCAGUGGAGGCAGGAAACGCAAAGGUGUCCCAGACUGCCCCCUGGCGGCAGGGCGGGCGCCCGAAUGCUGCCCGGAUCCAAAAUGGCAGUACUGGAGGCCUGAGCGGGCGCCUGGAGAAGAUCACGUGUCCAGGGCGGGGCCUGCGUUCAGGGGGCGGGGUGGGGCGGCGCUCUAGGCCGAGCGGGAGGUCGAGGUUGCGGGCGCUCGCUGGUGGCGGAUCUGGUGGCGGCUGCAGUGGCGGGGCUCCGCGGCUGAGGUCGAAUCGGAUCGGGAGCCAUGAGCAUGGACAAGGCUGAGCUAUGCGGGUCUCUGUUCACCUGGUUGCAGAUGUUCCACAUCCCAUCCCCCUGUACCAGUCCCCAGGACUUGAGCAGUGGCCUGGCCAUAGCCUACGUGCUGAACCAGAUAGACCCUUCCUGGUUCAAUGAGGCCUGGCUCCAGCGCAUCUCAGAGGACCCAGGUCCCAACUGGAGAAAGAAGGUUAGCAACCUGAAGAUGAUCUUACAGAGCCUGGUGGAGUACUCCCAGGGUGUCCUAGGACAUCCCAUUUUGGAGCAGCACCUCCCCGAUGUGAGCCUCAUUGGCCAGUUCUCAGACCCCAGGGAGCUUGGCAAGCUUCUUCAGCUGGUGCUGGGCUGUGCCAUCAGUUGUGAGAAAAAGCAAGAGCACAUCCAGAGAAUUAUGACACUGGAGGAGUCAGUUCAGCAUGUGGUGAUGGAAGCCAUCCAGGAGUUCUUGACCAAAGACACCUCUGAUACCUUGCCAGUGGAGACAUAUGGGAACUUUGACAGCCAGUCCCGCAGGUACUACUUCCUGAGUGAGGAGGCUGAUGAGGGGGAUGAGCUACGGCAGCGCUGUCUGGACCUGGAGCGGCAGCUGGUGCUCCUGUCAGAGGAGAAGCAGAGUCUGGCACAGGAGAAUGCAGUGCUGCGGCAGCAGGUGGGCCAGCCAGAGGGUGAGGUUGCCACGGGCCUCACUGCCAAGAAGCUGCUGCUGCUACAGUCCCAGCUGGAGCAGCUGCAGGAAGAAAACUACAGGCUGGAGAAUGGCAGGGAAGACGAUCAUCUUCGAUGCAUGGAGCUGGAGCGAGAGGUCGCUGAGCUGCAGCAGCGGAACCAGGCACUGACUAGCCUGGCCCAGGAGGCGCAGACCCUGAAGGAUGAGAUGGAUGAGCUGCGGCAGUCCUCGGAGCGUGCUGGGCAGCUGGAGGCCACACUGAGCAGCUGCCAGCGCCGACUGGGGGAGCUCAGAGAGCUGCGGCGGCAGGUGCGGCAGCUGGAGGAGCGCAACACAGGCCACGCAGAGCGCACACGGCAGCUAGAGGAGGAGCUGCGCAGGGCUGGCUCUCUGCGUGCCCAGCUGGAGGCUCAACGGAGGCAGGUUCAGGAACUGCAGGGCCAGUGGCAGGAGGAGGCCAUGAAAGCUGAGAAAUGGCUAUUCGAGUGUCGCAAUCUGGAGGAAAAGUAUGAGUUGGUGACAAAGGAGAAGGAGCGCCUGAUGGCCGAGCGGGACUCAUUGCGGGAGGCCAAUGAGGAGCUGCGUUGUGCCCAGCUGCAGCCUCGGGGACCCACCCAGGCUGAUCCCUCAUUGGAUCCCACCUCACCAGCUGGAAACUUAGCAGCAGAGAUGCUACCUGCGGAGCUCAGGGAGACGCUCCUGAGGCUUCAGCUGGAAAACAAGCGUCUGUGCCAGCAGGAGGCUGCCGACCGGGAGCGGCAGGAGGAGCUACAGCGCCACCUGGAGGAGGCCAACCGAGCGCGCCACGGGCUGGAGACACAGCACCGGCUGAACCAGCAGCAGCUGUUAGAGCUGCGGGCCCAGGUGGAGGACCUACAGAAGGCACUGCAGGAGCAGGGGGGCAAGACCGAGGAGGACUCCGUCCUGCUAAAGAGGAAGCUACAGGAACACCUGCAGAAGCUGCAUGAGGCGGAUCUGGAGGAGCUGCAGCGGAAGCGCGAGUACAUUGAGGAGCUGGAGCCACCUGCCGACAGCAACACAGCCAGGCGUAUCGAAGAGCUUCAGGACAGCCUGCAGAAGAAGGAUGCAGACUUGCGGGCCAUGGAGGAGCGGUACCGUCGAUAUGUGGAUAAGGCACGCACGGUCAUACAGACCUUGGAACCAAAGCAGCGGCCACCCAGAGGGGCGCUUCCAGAACUCCAUACCUUGAGGACGCAGCUCCGGGAGCGGGAAGUCCGAAUCCGGCACCUAGAGAUGGACUUUGAGAAGAGUCGAAGUCAGCGGGAGCAGGAAGAAAAGCUUCUCAUCAGUGCCUGGUACCUGCAGGGCAUGGCCUUACAGCAACGAGCAGGGGAAGAGCGGUCACCUGCCCAUGCUCAGUCGUUCCUGGCCCAGCAGCGCCUGGCCACCAAUGCUCGCCGUGGACCAUUGGGACGCCAAGUAUCUCUGAACAUGCGCUCCACUGACAAGCACUGAUGUACCUCAGGAUCCUGCCGCCUGUCCAGCCAGUCAGGGCUUGAUCCACCCUGGAUUCUGCCUGGAUUCCCCCAACUCCCCUGGGGCCUAGCAUCAUGCCAGGGUCAGCUGCUUGAGAGCCUUGAGGUCAUGACCUGUGCCUUUUCCUCUCCCAAAUGAGCCAAGGAUACAGGACAUGGUGAGAGGCAGGUAUAGGGCUGUUCUUUUUAGCAAUGUGAUUCUUAUCCUUAAUAUUCUCCCUGGGGUUAAUGAGUUGCCAGGGUAGAAAGAGUGAUUUUAUAUUUGAGAAGAAAAAUAAUAAAGACUUUAAAUCUGUUCUGGCUAGACUCUAGUGAGGGGAAGAUGGGCCAGGGAUUCAAACCACUGCUUU